Messenger RNA from Mesorhabditis belari, 408 nucleotides. Lineage: Eukaryota; Metazoa; Nematoda; Chromadorea; Rhabditida; Rhabditidae. The record is from the annotation of a GenBank genome assembly.
AUGUUGCUUCAGUAUGAAGAUCAAACUGGAUUUGAUACCGCUUAUCGCGUCGACCUCUGUGCUGAAUUUGAAGAUGCACUCAAGUUUGGCAGUUUUGUGGAGAAACUCACAAGGGUUGCUGGCUAUCAUCAGGUACAGCUUCCCGAUUGCGAGUUAUCGCCAAAUACCACUUCUGACUCUGAGAAUGAAGAUGAUAUGAAUGAAUCCGACAUCCGUGGAAACACCUUGAAUCAACAUCAGAUUUCCGAAUCGGGAUCUGAGAAAGAGAUGCAGCGCUCACUGAUCAAGUUUACGGAAGAAGGUGCUCUACGGUAUACAUUCGCUCAAAGAGCUAGUCGCGAUCGAUUCUUUCUUUUCAAUGUCACUCUUCAGGCUAGAAAGACUGCGGUUCGUGCCGGACGUGCUGCU